UGUUUUGUCAGUGAUAGACACAACACGUAUUCUGCGCUAGACAACUUUCUUUUGUUUUUGAAUUAAAUUCGUACCAACAACGUGUGUGACACCCAAAAUAUUCACCUGUGACAAAUAUACACUAAGUGCAAGUGCACCCAAUCUGCAUAUAAGCAAUACACACCCAUCGCUACAUAGACAAAACAAGUCUGCGUGCUGAGUGCACUGCUUGCACUCAGUAUGUCGACGAGUGAUGUACAGAACAACAACAACAGCAGCAUUGAUGAUGAAGACGAUGACUGGCAACGUGUAACAUCAAAACGAAAACAUACAGGGUCUCCAACUUCAGUAAAGCAACAUGCCAAACGUUUUAAUGCUGAUGAUGUGCCUUCAACAUCAACCAACCGUUUUGUAAGUCUUGCAAAUAAUAUGGAACCUGACAAUGAUGAUGACGAUGAUAAUGCUACUACCCAGCCUGAGGAACCGAAGCCGCCUCCAAUCUUUAUUCCUGAUGUGGCAGAUAUAGCAAAAAUGGUUGCUAGUAUAAUUCUGACAGUGAUGCAAUCACCGAGUAUCUAGAUAUUGCAUGCCAGAUGUACAAACCAAUAAAGCCUUUUCGUUCUAAAGAAGUCGAGAAUGAGAUAAAGAAGCUUAACCGCAAAAAGUCACCUGGAUACGACAAUAUUGAUGGAAAAACAUUAAAAUCUCUCCCUAAAAGAGCUAUAAUUUACAUAACUAUAUUAUUUAAUGCAAUAUUGCGACUAUCAUAUUUCCCUACCCAAUGGAAAUACGCAAAAAUAAUAAUGAUUUUGAAGCCCAACAAACCCGAAAACGAGGUAAGCUCAUACCGACCUAUAAGCUUGUUGCCUAUACUGUCGAAGCUAUUUGAAAAGUUAUUUCAAACAAGGCUCCAACCGAUAGUUGAAUCAGUUAGAAUACUACCGGAACAUCAAUUCGGAUUUCGACAAAGUCAUGGCACUCCUGAACAAUGCCACAGGAUCAUUAAAAAAGUAA
This is a messenger RNA of Stomoxys calcitrans (stable fly), 993 nucleotides long. RefSeq lists its product as uncharacterized. Lineage: Eukaryota; Metazoa; Arthropoda; Insecta; Diptera; Muscidae. The transcript has 2 exons. The coding region runs from base 220 to 558 and encodes 112 amino acids. The record is from RefSeq and is a predicted model, not a curated record.